AUAGCUAGAGUUUAAAUAGGUUCUGCUGGGGGUUCAAGCAUCAUUCCCGUAGAAGCCUCCCUUGUCUCCAGAUCACAAUGUGGCGUCUCUUCGUGUUGUUGCUGGCGGCGGCUGCGCACGCGCAGAUACCGUCGCUGGGAUGGUGUCCGGACUAUCAGCCCAUGGCAAAUUUCAAUAUCAACCGUUUCUUGGGCAACUGGUUCGAAGCAGAACGGUACUUCACCGUUUCUGAGUUGGGCACUCGCUGCGUCAACACCAAGUACGAGGCUACUCCCGAAGGAAGGAUCGUGGUGUCCAAUGAAAUCACUAAUUCUCUAACGGGAAUGAAGCGAGUACUCGACGGCACCCUACAAAUGAUAGGUCGCGAGGGAGAAGGUCGCAUGAUGGUGAAAUACGCCUCCCUCCCCGUCCCCUAUGAUACUGAGUUCAGCAUUCUUGACACUGAUUACGAAAACUUCGCAGUCAUGUGGUCCUGCAGUGGUAUUGGCCCUGUGCAUAUUCAAAACGCUUGGAUCCUAACAAGGGAGCGUCUCCCGCCUCCCAUGAUCAUGCAAAGCGCAUACGGUGUUCUCGACAAGUACAAGAUUUCCAGAACAUUCUUUGUGAAGACCAAUCAAGCGGACUGCCACAUCCUCCCCCGGCCAGCGGCUGAGCCCAUGUUAGACCUACUGAAGUCUUCAGAUGACGUGGAAGGCAAGAAUGCGGCGGUUCCUGAAGUGGUUGUUGAGAAGGAUGAUAAGAGCCCGGAGAUCAAGAAUGAAGUAAUACUAGAACGAUCAGCUGUACCAGAAAUGCCCGAAGAGGCGAAACCCAUGAAGAUGUCCGAACCAAUGAAGGAUUCUGAGAAGAAGGAUGAGAAAAUGGACAAACCCAUGGAAAUGAAAGAAGAAAUGAAGAAACCGGAAUUAGAAAUGAAAGAGAAAAUAGAUAUGCCUAUGCAAUAAAAUUCUUAGAAACUAAGUAGUACGGUUGGAGGCUUACAGGAUGGGCUAUUGAACCAAAUAAGUCAUUUCCGAUGUGAACACAGUCUCUUUCGAACGGUUUGCAUUUUAGUCAGUGCUAAAUAAAGAAAAUAUAAAUAAUAA
This is a messenger RNA of Zerene cesonia (dogface butterfly), 1085 nucleotides long. RefSeq names its product apolipoprotein D-like. NCBI's taxonomy places the organism in Eukaryota, Metazoa, Arthropoda, Insecta, Lepidoptera, Pieridae. The record is from RefSeq and is a predicted model, not a curated record. Gene Ontology annotation, molecular function: pigment binding. Bases 78 to 944 code for a protein of 288 amino acids. The transcript is spliced from 5 exons.